Mesoplodon densirostris (Blainville's beaked whale) is the source of this 739-nucleotide messenger RNA. It is a transcript of the gene MAP1LC3A, whose product is annotated as microtubule associated protein 1 light chain 3 alpha. Gene Ontology annotation, biological process: autophagosome assembly; autophagy of mitochondrion; macroautophagy. The record is from RefSeq and is a predicted model, not a curated record. NCBI's taxonomy places the organism in Eukaryota, Metazoa, Chordata, Mammalia, Artiodactyla, Ziphiidae. The coding region runs from base 206 to 571 and encodes 121 amino acids. The transcript is spliced from 5 exons. Gene Ontology annotation, cellular component: autophagosome; autophagosome membrane; cytosol. Gene Ontology annotation, molecular function: ubiquitin protein ligase binding.
CGGCGCGCCGGCCUCCCCUUUAAGGAAUGUUGUGACCUGACGUCAGCUGGGCGAGUUACCUCCCCGAGCCGCCGUCGCCGGGCUCAGCGCGAGCCUCGGAGCCCUUCAGCGCGAGGCGCGGAGCCCCCGGAGCCCCGAACCGCAGCCACAUCCCCUCGUCGCGCGCCCCAGAGCCCCGGCCUGCGCGCCCCGCCGGGCCGGCGCGAUGCCCUCAGACCGGCCUUUCAAGCAGCGGCGGAGCUUUGCCGAUCGCUGUAAAGAGGUGCAGCAGAUCCGCGAGCAGCACCCCAGCAAAAUCCCGGUAAUCAUCGAGCGCUACAAGGGUGAGAAGCAGCUGCCCGUCCUGGACAAGACCAAGUUCCUGGUCCCGGACCAUGUCAACAUGAGCGAGUUGGUCAAGAUCAUCCGGCGCCGCCUGCAGCUGAACCCCACGCAGGCCUUCUUCCUGCUGGUGAACCAGCACAGCAUGGUGAGCGUGUCCACGCCCAUCGCCGACAUCUAUGAGCAGGAGAAGGACGAUGACGGCUUCCUCUACAUGGUCUACGCCUCCCAGGAAACCUUCGGCUUCUGAGCCAGCAGCCCCUGCCUGUCUGCCCAUCUGUCCCUCCCUGACCUGAGGUGCUGCCCAUGCCUGGACCUGCCCACCCCUGAAGGACUGGCCCCUGGCUCACCCAGUCUUGACAUGGUGUAUGGAUCUGUGGUCAUUGUUCCUCUGCAGAAUAAAGAUUGCUCAGGCCUG